AUGGAAGUCGAAGCUCCACUCCCUGCACUGAAGCCGGGGCGUGCACUGCAGCGCGCAUUUCUGUUGUACGCAAACUAUUGGGCAUGUUACUUCUUCAUCAGGGAAACUGGUCAACAUGUGGGGGACGUGUUCAUGAUGCAAGGCAGUGGCAAUGGAGGAAGCGGUAGUAACAGUAGAGACAACCAGUGGUCUGAUCAUGAUGCCGUUGACGUGAAGUCAUUCAUUGUGGACUCUGGCGCGUCAGUUCAUGCAACGGGCGACCCGAACCUCUUCUCUUACUUGGAGGAUACCACCACCAACAUGCGCCUUUGCACGGCCAACGGAUCGACGAUGGACAUAACUGGACGGGGCACCGUGCGGCAUCACAACAUCACUCUGCACGGCGUCCUGUUGGUGCCCAGGCUAGCUGUGAACAUAGUGUCCGUGUCCAAACUCGGCGAGUUGGACUACACUGUUGAGUUCACACGUACCAAUUGUUUCAUCCGGGACGCCGGCACAGGGGACCUUGUCGGGGAAGGACACCUCGUCAAUGGCCUGUUCGAGCUUGAUUUUCUGCAGGCCCCACGCACUUGA
Messenger RNA from Miscanthus lutarioriparius, 573 nucleotides. NCBI's taxonomy places the organism in Eukaryota, Viridiplantae, Streptophyta, Magnoliopsida, Poales, Poaceae. The record is from the annotation of a GenBank genome assembly.